This is a messenger RNA of Seriola aureovittata, 3172 nucleotides long. It is a transcript of the gene cpt2, whose product is annotated as carnitine palmitoyltransferase 2. Gene Ontology annotation, cellular component: mitochondrion. The coding region runs from base 334 to 2340 and encodes 668 amino acids. Gene Ontology annotation, molecular function: carnitine O-palmitoyltransferase activity. The transcript is spliced from 5 exons. The record is from RefSeq and is a predicted model, not a curated record. NCBI's taxonomy places the organism in Eukaryota, Metazoa, Chordata, Actinopteri, Carangiformes, Carangidae. Gene Ontology annotation, biological process: fatty acid beta-oxidation.
UUGCCGGUUAUACUUCCUGUUGUCAACUCACUUCUUACGCUGCUUCUUUUUGCUUCUUCGUUUGAUGUUUGCAGCAGGUCAGAAGUGGAUGCUCCAUGUGAACGGAAGAUUAGUCGUUGGGUUAACGCAUGCCGCUUGUUGUCAAACUGCUUCAGAAACAAAACAGGUCGGCUAAGGAAAUUUGUGGGCUAAUGCUAGUUGCUAAUAUUCGCUAGCUGUAGUAUUUACAGUAUUUGCAUGUAACAUCUUAUAUCCAUUAGCUUCAGCUAUCUUGUGUGUUUCACGUCGAUAAAGACCCAGCAAGUGUUCACUUUGUUCACAAGUAGUAGCACAAUGGCCUGUCUGCUCCUUUCAACACAAUGCGUUGCCUCAUUGAGAAAAUCUGGAAGUCUAAUUCAUUUAAGGACUGCUGCAUUCAGUGUGGAUAAGCGAAACUACAGCAGCAAAAAAGCAUCUUCGACCGAAUAUUUACACCAAAGUGUGGUGCCAUCGAUGCAUUACCAGAAGAGUUUACCCAGACUACCAAUACCAAAACUGGAGGAUACUGUCAGGAGGUAUCUAGCUGCCCAGAGGCCUCUGUUGGAUGAUGACCAGUUCAGAACAACAGAGAAACUUGCACAGGAUUUCCAAAGUGGUGUUGGGAAACAGCUGCAUGAGGAACUGGUAGCCCAGGAUAAAAAUAAUAAGCACACAAGCUACAUCUCAGGACCAUGGUUCGAUAUGUAUCUAUCUGCACGUGACUCUGUGGUGCUUAACUUCAACCCCUUCAUGUCAUUCAAUCCUGACCCAAAGACAAAAUAUAAUGAUCAGCUUGUACGGGCAACUAAUAUGGUGUGUUCAGCAGUGCGCUUUAUGAAAACACUGCGAGCUGGAUUACUGGAGCCAGAGGUUUUCCAUCUAAACCCAGCAAAGAGUGACACAGACGGCUUCAAAAAGCUCAUCCGUUGGGUCCCAUCCUCUCUGUCUUGGUACGGAGCCUACAUGGUGAAUGCUUACCCCCUGGACAUGUCCCAGUACUUUCGCCUCUUCAACUCAACUAGGAUUCCCAAGCGUGGACGAGAUGAGCUCUUCACCAAUGAAAAAGGGAAACAUCUCCUAGUCAUGAGAAAAGGCAACAUGUAUGUGUUUGACAUUGUAGACAGGGAUGGGGAUUUAGUCAUGCCUGCAGAGAUCCAUUCUCACUUGAAGUACAUUCUGUCUGACCCGACACCAGCGCCCGCCUUUCCUCUCGGGGCGCUGACCAGUGAGAACAGGGAUGUGUGGGCCGGGCUGAGAGACAAGCUGUUAGCUGCUGGAAACGCAGAAAAUUUACAGAUUGUUGACAGCGCUCUUUUCUGUCUCUCCCUGGAUGAUGAGAGCAUGCAAGACCAUAUUCACAUUUCCCACAACAUGCUGCACGGUGACGGCUGCAACCGGUGGUAUGACAAGUCCUUCAGCGUCAUUAUUGCCAAAGAUGGACAGGCAGCCAUUAAUUUUGAGCACUCCUGGGGCGACGGCGUAGCUGUGCUCCGCUUUCAGAAUGAGAUCUUCAAAGACACAACGGAGCAGCCACUGGUACACCCGGAUUCUGCUCCCGCUGCUGUGGUUUCAGCCUCCGCUGUGCGCAGACUGCAGUUCAAAUUGGACAGCGAGCUGGAGAGUGGCAUCAACAAAGCAAAGGAGAACUUUGAUUCAGCUGUGUCAAAACUCACCAUUGAUGCCAUGGAGUUCAAGAAAGGUGGGAAGGAGCAGUUAAAGAAGAGCAAGUUGAGUCCAGAUGCUAUAGUCCAACUUGCUUUUCAGAUGGGCUACUUGAGGCAGUAUGGGGAGACAGUGGCCACAUAUGAGUCGUGUAGCACUGCAGCUUUCAAGCAUGGCCGCACAGAGACAAUCCGACCAGCUACCAAACACACCAAACAAUGUUCACACGCCUUUGUUUGCCAGCCAGGACAACACAGUGUGGACCAGCUGCGUGCCAUGCUCCAUGAAUGCUCGAAAUAUCAUGGGCAGCUCACCAAGGAAGCAGCUAUGGGCCAAGGUUUUGACCGACAUCUCUUUGCCAUGCGAUACCUGGCCAACUCAAAGGGCCAAGCGCUACACAACCUGUACACUGACCCCGCUUACGCCGCCAUCAACCACAACAUCCUCUCCACCAGCACCCUCACCAGUCCAGCUGUGAACCUCGGUGGCUUUGCCCCUGUGGUGCCCGAUGGGUUUGGCGUUGGCUACGGUGUCCAUGACGACUGGAUUGGCUGUAACGUGUCCAGCUACCCGGCUCGCAAUGUCCAUGAAUUCCUGCAAUGUGUUCACAAGUCUUUAGAGGACAUUUUCACAGUCCUGGAGGGAAAGCCACUCAGUUAAGAAACAAGUGUGUUUAUCAAAGAGUGAAAAAGAUCUAGUUUUACAGUACAGUGAAGGUGAGCACAGUCAGCAUUCUCAGCUACUGGUUGAUUAUCAUUUCCACACAAAGAUGCAGAAAGUGAAAUAACUAAUAUAUUAUUUAUUAUCUACAGGAGAAUAAAAAGAGAAUCACAGUGUGUAGGUUUAAUGUUAUUCAGAAAAUGAAUGGUACUGGACACAGAUAGGUUGGGAUGUUAAAGAUGUGUUUGAAGAGGCUUGGAUAUUACUGUAGGUAUGUUAGUUAUCUUGUCAUUACAUCAAAAUUGAUGCGAAAUGAAGGAGAAAUUAUCUAACAAAAAGCUGAAGCUCCAUAUCUCAGCCUUUAACUGUGGACACAAGCCCUCAACUCUAUAGCUUAAAGAAUAACCACAUCAAACUUCAAAUAAUGGGGGAAAAAAAAAGUUAGCUUUCAACUGAUUACAUCUACACGCUUUUCAAGACAUCUUUUUUCUGAAGGUUGUAAUUUAAGAGCUAGAAAUUCUGAUAUAGCGGUGUACUGUAGCAUAACGUGACGUGUUAGCCGAGUUUUCCAUUUGAGUUACUCAAGUAAAAGUGUCAGCCAAGAUUCAGAGUGCUGGUCACAAAACUCAUGCAGUUACACUUUUCAGAUGCAAUACAAAUUACAGUAUGGAGACAAAUGCUGUGCCUUGUCAAAAUAUGUGAAUUUCAACCAGAGCAAUUACUAAUGUCACUGUAAUAUUUUAUUUAAAUUGCCAUCACUGUUUGUCAUUUACAGCCUUACUGAUGUGGUUGAAUGUAUUUUGAAAUAAAACUUUAGUUAUUGGUGCAACUA